Molecule: messenger RNA, 3177 nt
Organism: Culex pipiens pallens (northern house mosquito)
Lineage: Eukaryota; Metazoa; Arthropoda; Insecta; Diptera; Culicidae
Exons: 4
Coding region: 791-1420 (209 amino acids)
Source: RefSeq, a predicted model, not a curated record
UAACAAUUACGAUAGGCAAAGUACGUACACGAUAUCAAAACACGAAUCCCUCCAAAAGCUUUCGGAUUCGGGUUUAAAAGAUGGUGUUAUCCCCGAAAACCUGCCGUGUGACGGGUACUUUCUGAUGGGUGCUGGAGGCAAGUGGAGUGGUCCGGCAAAGUGGGCUAACCUUUUUGAUGGCAUUAAGCCAACCGAGGAUGGGCUUAAAAUCGAUGGCAUAACAUUGUUAAAUUUGUGAAAAGGGUAGAAAAGACAAAGAUUUUGGUUUCAAGCCAGAGUGGGAAGAUUUCCAUUCGGGUUCCGGGGGAAAAUUGAUUGAUCUUUCGUGUUCCGUAAGUCGUUUGAAAAUUUAAUAAGCAUGUUUGAUUCGAUCUGAGUGGUUAGCCGGAUGAAAUCUUUUCCAAGCUUUGUCCAUAAUUGACGCAGUUUUCUUGGCCAGUUUUCUUUUUUUCAGUUGAUGGGAUUGAAAUGUUGCUUUAGCGCAUGACUUGAUUCACAAUCAUAUCUUGAAUUUUAAGUUUUAGUAACUAAAGCAACCAUGAUAAGAAGAAAAUGAUUAUAAAAGCUUGUCACGGGAAUGACAGCAAUUUAAAUCAAAUUAAGCGAAAACAUUCCUAAAAGCAUGUUUCAAUGAUUUUCUGCUGAUCCAAUUAUUAUUAUUACUUGUCCGGUAUAAGAACACCAUGAUGAUUGCUAAUUACUUUCGCACCUUUCAUUAUUCGAUUCCGGUACCAGCAACAUCCUCCCUGUGUAUCACCUAUAAUUAAUACAACUAUUCCCACACCUCGCCAUGAUUGCAAUCUUUGGCCAAAACCACUAUAAAUCAGCUAUAAAUUCCAGCCACCAGCUUCAAUUUCAAGUUGACAAACCUCCGGACAUGAAGUUCGCAAAUUUUCUAACUUUGGUCGUCACCGUGCUGUCGGCAGUAGUAUUAGCAGAGUACGUGCUCGACAUUGUCGACUACCAACAGGAUUGCGAGAACGGUAUGCCCAAGUUCGGCAUGGAUAUGUCCGACCUCGACACCAACCUGGACGAGGAGGGCAAUCCUUCCGCUACGGGGAAGAUUGUUAUCACGGAGGAGUACAACGAUCCGAUCUCGAUUCAUGCCUACACGAAGCGUUUCCUGCAUGGCUCCUGGGAGGAUGGGGAAAUUUCCCGUGACGUCACGAACUUGUGCGCCGUGUUGACCGUCCCGUUCGAGCCAUGGUAUCCGUUCUUCAAUGCGAUGAAAAAUCAGGGCUGUCCCUUUGAAAAAGGGCACGAGGAGUAUCUGGAAAAUGUGGCUCUUGGUGAUAUUCCGAUUAGCUUCCCGUCAACGUUUGCCGGCGAGUGGAGAAUGUACCUCGAGAUCAGCACGCCGAGAGGGGGCCAAACCGUUACCGAAUGUAUGAGGAUCGCAUUUGACAUAAAGGAGGUGUAAGGACGGACCAGAGCGACGGUUUACAAUUUACGGACGUUUUUUUUUUCUAAAUGAUCAAAGAACCAAAUAACCUACCUUGCUUACACUAUAUUUGUACUUAAUGUUUUGGGAGAAGGCAGGAUACACUUAAUGUCAAUAUGGUUCUUAUGUUACAGAGCAACCUCUUUUGACGCGAUGCGUUACGUUUUUCUAUUUUUUUGCAAUCUUUUAAAAGCAAUUUGUAGGUUUUGUUCAGAUCUACAAAACACCUUUUGAAGCUUGCAAAAUUAUUGUAUGGUUGAAGAGAGAUCGACGAAAUAAAAAGCGAAACGCCACCGCGUAGAAAGAGGUUAGUAUUAAAAGGAAUAGAUGGAAUUGUUUUAAGCUAUUUAAGCUGUCAUUGAUGAGUUAGGGUGCACUUUUUUGAGUCGAUGCCAGUGAUUUUUCGCACAAUAUUGAAUGAUAUAAAAACUGUGAGUUUUGAGCAUUAUAACACUCGAUAAAUGUACUUUUUAAUAUCACCUCCUAGAACCACCGUCAUGCAUAGAGUGGAGUGGGGUGAUUUCCCAAGUAGCAAGACAAAUGCCUUUGAUUCUAAAGCAUUUUUAUAAUAGUUUUAUCAAAUGCAAUAAAGAUUUGUUACAUCUUUCACCAAAUCCAACAGGUUUUACCAUUCCACAAACUUAAACAUAUUUUAAAGAAUUCUUCAAGAUAUCAUGAAGAAUUUUGUUUAGAAGUUUUAAAUAAGCUUUCAACUUUACACUUUAAGUACGCCUGAAGAAUUCUUGAUAUAGCUUGAUUAACUUAACAAAUGCUGCUUUAAAUCUGUUAAGUCUUUCGUAAGCAUUUUAUCAAUCUUGUUAGAUUUGUACUUUCACUUUGACAUAUUCAGUUGUACGUGAACAGCGCAGUGAAAUACAUUGAGAGGCGAGCUGAUUUUUUGAAAAACGCUUCUGGGCAUAAUUACUAGUGAGUUUUCGGUUAAAGUUUAAAAUUACAUAUGACUUAAUAACUAUGUGUUGAUAAUAAUAAAAUAUUUUUUAAUUGGUGGUUUUUUAUCGUGUUUGAAUUGUGAUAGAAUUGUGAGAAAUCGGAACAUUUCACUGAACCUGAAAUUCUUUUGCUUUGCAAUAGUUGCAUGUACUGGUGCUGUGCAUUAUCAUUAUUGUGUCAAAGUGGAUGUACAUCAUGUUAUGUUGCAAUUUAGCGUUACUAAACGAGGCAUUUUAUCAAAUUGUUUUCGUUUUAGUGUUUUUCGUCCUGCCCCUUUUAUCAAAGCCUUUCAGUCUUGAUUAGAACUUCUUUAAAUACAUAUGGUUUUCGAAAAGUAGUUGAUAAAACUUUUCAUCCUUAGAGUUACCUUGUUCAAAACUAUCAAGAUUUUAUUAUCUGUAUUGCUACGCGCUGUCAUUUACAGUUUUGCUUGUGCUGAUUGCAGCGGUUUUUUGUUCACUAAUAUGUUUAAUUUGAAAAGAGAGUGAUAAUCGUUUUAAAAUAUCAUUGUUUGUGGUGCGCAUUCUAUAUUGUGAGGGAGUUAAAGAUUGUAAUAGCAACAGAAGGUAAAAAUAGUGAAAGUAGCUGCUUUUUAAGGCAGUGUCCAACCCACCUUCGCUGUUUAAAGUUUGGUCAUUGAACUGUGUUGAGUGACCGAGUUUGUGCUUUUUUAGUUGUUAUAUAAUAAAUAAACCACAUGCAAACUAACAAAAAUGUGUUUUUUUUAUUGAAUUAUUGCCAAAUUCAAAUCCGUUGUCCAAGUCGAUCUAUUUACAGUUGAUGAA